AAAAAAAAAAUUUAAUAAGAAAAAAGGAAAAGGAAAAAAAAAAAAAAGGGGCUUUGCUCACUUCGGUCCACCGUCUCCUCCAAUUGCCGGACCCUUAACCGCACGGCGAAGGGAAAGCAGCAGCGGCCACCCGCCACUACCAUCAGGCUCAUGGAGUGCUUUAGUCUUGAAGUCAUUCAUGGAUGCUUCUUCAGUUCCUAUGCAACUUUCAAGGUUGCACUUCUUUAGAUAUAAUUUCUAGAGAAUGCAUCGAGUCAUUGAAUCAACUAUGUCAACAAAGUGGGGAAUGGGGAAAGUGAUGCAAUUUUGUUCACGGUGCUUCUAUUUGAGUACAUUUCCCCAGUUUAUUUCUUGGAAGGAAGUGAUGACACCAGCAUUGUAAGGACUUUUCCAUGAGGCUUGGUGUGACUUUGGUCGUGUUUGAAUAGGGCCCUUAUUGGGGUUAAGAUUGAAGUCAUGCUCCUAAAUUUGAUAAGGUGACACAGUUGGAAUCAUUACCUCAUGGGUUUAAAAAUUUAGUGGAUGGCCAUAUAUAAUUGCAUUUGUUAUAAUUGAAAAACAGAAGAAUUGGGCAGUCACGUAGUCAAAGUAUUCUGCAUGGUGGACACAUCUUUGGAUGCUUAUUCAAUACUCUCAAUCAGUUAAAAAGUAAAAGCUAGAAAAGACGAGAGCAGGGCAAGCUACAGUGUGUAGAAGAUUGUGGAUAAUUGUUUUCUGUUGAUCAAUCAAAGGGAAAACUAUACAAGAAUAUAAGGGAUUAUGAAGGAAGUCAAAUUGGAUCAUCGGCGAGCAUCCAAAAGAAUUGCACAGUUGAUAGUAUGAAUGCUAUUGAUCUUGACAUGUUUGGCUGAAAAUAAAUUGAUUAAAUGUAUAUGUAGUUGCCUAACUCUUGGUGGAACCUGUUAGUGAGGUAGGCUGAAUAAUGCAGAGAAUCUUAUUGAUUGAAGCACCUUUAAAUGUAGUUUGUUCAAGCCUUAUUGUUUGCUACAACAAAUGCAUGUCAAAAUACCAAUUGGGUCUCUUCAAGUCAAAAUUGUGUUUGUUCUGUGUGGGUUGCUGCUGCAUGAAGUGUUGGUUCCCUUCCCAAUGCAUCUUAGUUAGCACUGAAUCUGUACCUGACAGGAGUUCUUUUUGCUUAUUUUUUUGUGGUGGCACUGUUGGAAAUGUACACUUGACAACCACUUCUAUUCCAUAUUGCGCAGGAUGGGGGAAAUUCUUUGAAUCAUGUGACCCUGAUUUUUCCAGGUUUGAUGUGGAUUAAAUGGCUAAUCAUUCUUUAAUUGUACCCAAUGCUCCUCAUGAUAUAAUAGAGCAUCCGUUGGUCAUUGGCCAAGAAUUUGCUGAUGUGGAAACUUGUCGAAGAACAUUGAAAGAUAUUGCUAUAGCACUGCAUUUUGAUCUUCGAAUAGUUAAAUCAGAUCGCAGUCGGUUUAUAGCCAAGUGUAAUAAAGAAGGUUGUCCAUGGCGUGUCCAUGUAGCCAAAUGUCCUGGAGUUCCGACCUUCACAAUUAGAACCCUUCAUGGAGAGCAUACCUGUGAAGGAGUUCACAACCAUCAUCAUCAGCAAGCAUCAGUAGGUUGGGUUGCUAGAUCUGUAGAGGCACGCAUUCGAGAUAAUCCACAAUACAAGCCAAAAGAAAUCCUGCAAGAUAUCCGUGAUCAGCAUGGAGUUGCUGUUUCCUACAUGCAAGCUUGGCGUGGGAAGGAGCGAAGCAUGGCUGCACUUCAUGGAACUUUUGAAGAAGGGUAUCGACUUCUACCUGCGUACUGCGAGCAAAUGAGGAAAACCAACCCGGGAAGCAUUGCAACAGUUGUUGCCACUGGACAAGAAAAUUGCUUCCAGCGCCUCUUUAUUUCUUAUCGUGCAUCGAUCUAUGGGUUUAUAAAUGCUUGUAGGCCGCUAUUAGAACUUGACAGAGCACAUCUUAAAGGGAAGUACUUGGGUACAUUACUUUGCGCAGCAGCUGUUGAUGCUGAUGAUGCAUUGUUUCCAUUGGCUAUUGCUAUUGUUGACGUGGAAAGUGAUGAAAGUUGGAUGUGGUUCAUGUCAGAAUUGCGCAAGCUUCUUGGGGUAAAUACUGACAAUAUGCCUAGACUUACAAUAUUAUCCGAAAGACAAAGAGGCAUUGUUGAGGCGGUGGAAACUCAUUUUCCAAGUGCUUUUCAUGGUUUUUGUCUGCGCUAUGUUAGUGAAAAUUUCCGUGAUACAUUUAAAAACACAAAAUUGGUGAAUAUCUUCUGGAAUGCAGUUUAUGCACUCACGGCAGUCGAAUUCGAGAGCAAGAUUGCUGAGAUGGUAGAAGUUUCACAGGAUGUGAUACCAUGGUUUCAACACUUCCCUCCCCAACUCUGGGCUGUAGCAUAUUUUGAGGGUGUGCGAUAUGGCCAUUUUACGCUGGGGGUCACAGAGUUGUUGUAUAAUUGGGCCCUUGAAUGUCAUGAGCUCCCUAUUGUGCGAAUGAUGGAGCAUAUUCGCCAUCUGUUGACGUCUUGGUUUAAUGAUCGCCGAGAUAUGGGCAUGAGGUUGACCUCUAUUCUUGUUCCAUCCGCUGAGAAGCGGGUUUUAGAGGCUAUUGCAGAUGCUCGUUGCUAUCAAGUACUUCGUGCAAAUGAAGUUGAAUUUGAGAUUGUGUCAACCGAGCGGACAAAUAUCGUGGACAUACGUAGUCGUAUUUGCUCAUGUCGCCGUUGGCAGCUGUAUGGUUUACCUUGCGCGCAUGCUGCUGCUGCUCUUAUUUCCUGUGGGCAAAAUGCCCAUCUAUUUGCAGAGCCUUGUUUCACAGUAGCAAGCUACCGUGAGACCUAUUCACAAAGUGUAAACCCUAUUCCAGAUAGAAGCCAAUGGACAGAAGCAGGUGAGGGGGCAGAGGGUGGAGGUGCCAAGGGUGAUAUCAUAAUACGGCCCCCGAAGAUUCGCCGGCCUCCAGGAAGACCCAAAAAAAAGGUUCUUCGUGUAGAGAACUUUAAGCGGCCAAAGAGAGUUGUUCAAUGUGGUCGCUGCCAUAUGUUAGGACAUUCGCAAAAGAAAUGCACAAUGCCAAUUUGACCUGAGUUAGCCUGUUUAAAUUAUCUUGUUUUUGUUUUUCUAAUUGUUCUCAAAUGCAAUAGGUGUGCUUGUAAUAUCAAUGUAAAUUUGACUAUUUAGUUGCCAAAACAAGGAUGCUGUCCUUUUUUUUUUUUGGCAUUGUUUCGUCUGAAUGUCUUGUGCAUGUGAUGGCAGCAUAAAUUAUGGGGAGGAUAAAUCUUUCUUUGUUCA
Alnus glutinosa is the source of this 3256-nucleotide messenger RNA. RefSeq lists its product as uncharacterized. Bases 1262 to 3046 code for a protein of 594 amino acids. The record is from RefSeq and is a predicted model, not a curated record. Gene Ontology annotation, molecular function: zinc ion binding. NCBI's taxonomy places the organism in Eukaryota, Viridiplantae, Streptophyta, Magnoliopsida, Fagales, Betulaceae. The transcript has 4 exons.